Molecule: messenger RNA, 3252 nt
Organism: Staurois parvus
Lineage: Eukaryota; Metazoa; Chordata; Amphibia; Anura; Ranidae
Source: the annotation of a GenBank genome assembly
AUGAGAACCGCCGUCCGGCGCGCCCCCCCCGAACCCGUCACCGACGUGACCGUCAUCAUCCGCUCUCAUGGCGAGGACGUUCCUCAGGGGUACACCUGCAUCGAGCGGACCCCGGGGGCCACAGCGCCGACCUCAGCACCAGCCUCCUCACUAACCAGCAGCUGUACCUGUGCUACCGCCGGGGGGAGGGACAAGAUGCCCAUCACAGAGCUGGGGGUCCACUAUGAGGGGAAGGAGACCGUGAAGGCCGGAUUCGAAGUCCUCGAGACCACGCCGUACAGCCACUCCGCCAACCUCAGCUCCGGGGCCCCCGGGCAGCCCAGAACCUUCCUCAUCUUCAAGAGGGCCCCCGAGUCCCUGGGACUCAACACGCUGGGGGUCAUGGACAUCUGUAUUAUUAAUCCCAGCAAAGGGGAGAGCACACCCCAUACCUUCUGUAAGGUGGACCGGAACCUGAACACCAGCAUGUUUGGCCCCGCCCUCUUUCUCUGCUACAAGAAGGCCAUGGCGAAGACGCACAGCUUGGUGUAUGAAGCAGGGGUGAUCAGCCGAUUUCCGGAGACGGACAACGAGCUCUUCCCGUUCCCAGAACUGGUCGCUAUGUUCUGCCUGCCGAUGGGGGCCACCAUCGAGAGCUGGUCACUGAACACCAAGUACCACCUACCAGUCUUCUCCACCUUCGUGCUGACCGGAGCGUCUGGGGACAAGGUAUACGGAGCCGCCAUCCAGUUCUACGAGCAAUAUCCUCGGGAGGAUCUAUCGGAGAAGCAGUGCCAGCGCCUUGGCCUGAUCAGCGUGGUGGACAGACGCCCCAUCAGCAGCAAGUCCGUUCAGACCAAGAAAAGCAUCUGCGUUCUGUCCCACUGGCCGUUCUUCGACGUCUUCCAGAAGUUUCUGACGUUCAUCUAUCGCUACUCCAUCUCUGGCCCCCAUGUCCUGCCCAUAGAGAAACACAUCUCCAACUUCAUGUUCAAUGUCCCCUUCCCGUCCCCGCAGAGACCGCGCAUCCUCAUCCAGAUGUCUUCAUACGACAACGUCCUGCUGUGCCAGCCCGUGUCUUCUCCCCUCCCCCUCAGCGGUGCGAGUUACGUGACGUUCCUCCAGAAUCUGGGCCCGGAGAAUGCGGUGACGCUACUUCUCGCCGUCCUCACUGAACAGAAGCUGCUCAUUCAUUCGCAGAGGCCGGACGUCCUGACCAGCGUGGCGGAGGCCCUGGUGUCUAUCAUCUUCCCUCUGCGGUGGCAGUGCCCCUACAUCCCUCUCUGCCCGCUGACUCUCGCCGACGUGCUCUGUGCUCCGGUGCCGUUCAUCGUCGGCAUCCACUCCAGCUACUUCGACCUCCAUGACCCCCCUCAGGAUGUGCUGUGUGUGGACCUGGAUACCAACACCUUGUUCCAGAGCGAAGAGAAGAAGAUCCCCUCCUAUCAGACGUUACCCCGCAGACCCUGCAAAGUCCUCCGCAACUGCCUGAGCGACCUCCACAAACAGCUAGACGAGAUGUACAACAAGCCCAUGGAGGAAGCUUCUCUGGAGUUCCUGCUGAAAGACUACGAUCUGAUCUAUGGGCGGCGCACGCAGCUGGAGCUGGAUGUACGAGCCUCCUUUCUCAGAUUCAUGUCCUGCUUGUUCAAGGGAUACCGGUCCUACCUCCUGCCAAUCACACAGGCGCCCUCAGAACGAACGCGGGACUCCAGCAACCUGUUCAACGUGGAGGGUUUCAAGAAGUCCAGGGACCGAGCCCACCAAAAAUUCUACUCGCAGCUGGUGAAGACUCAGAUGUUCACGCAGUUUAUCGAAGACUGCUCCUUCGUUAAUGAGCGGCAUGCGUCUCUGGAGUUUUUCGAUAACUGCGUGGAGAAGGUGCAGGUAGAUGGGGAGAAGAUGGAAGAUCUGCAUCUUGUAGAGCUGGACGAAUCUCACCGCAGUGAACAUACCGUUUUUAUCAUGCCUGCCGAGGAACCACAGGACCCCCAUGGCAUAGAGCUACCAGCCCAGUACAAGUAUGAAACCUUCCCAGUUCUCCAGAGAGACCUGUUUGAGCUUCCACAAGAUCUGCUGAUGGCGCCCCCUACCCAGUCAAAAACUAGCGCCCCUAGCAGCCCUGCACCUCGGCGAACCAAACAAGAGAUCAAGUCUGCCCAGCGGGUGGCCCAUAUCUAUUCUUCCAUACCGGAGAUGUGGGCCAAGUGUCUUCUGGGGCAUUGCUACGGCUUGUGGUUCAUCUAUCUGCCCACCUUCGUCAGGGCCACCGCUUCCAAGGUGCGAGCUCUGCAGACCGCCUACGAUGCUCUGAAACAGAUGGAGACGAAGAACGUGGUCCUCCCGGACGAGGUCUGUUACCGGAUCCUGAUGCAGCUGUGCGGUCAGUACGGGGAGCCGGUGUUGGCCGUGCGCGUGAUGCUGGAGAUGCGGAAAGCGGGGAUCGUCCCCAACGCCAUCACCUACGGUUACUAUAACAAGGCUGUGCUGGAAAGCAAAUGGCCGUCCAGCAGCCAGAGCGGAAGACUACGCUGGGCCAAGCUGAGGAAUGUGGUUCUGGGGGCCGCCCAGUUCCGUCAGCCGCUGCGGCAGAGGCAUCCCAGCUCCCAGUCUGUGACGCAAAGCGAGGAACCGUCAGCCAGCAGGUCGAACGGUGAGAGAGGUCCAAGGCUGUUCUUUAGCCCAAAUUUGCAACCCCCCCCCCCCCCCCUCCACCUUCUGCGGCAGACCACCUGGGCCGGGCACACUAGCCGGGUGUCUGAAGACGGCUCGUCGGGGAAGCUGGUUAAGAGUUGGAGCGUCAGCUGUACCCAGAGCGAUGCCUGCAUGCUGGAAAUGGGAGUGACGCACAGAUCAUCCAUUAGGAGGACCUGCGGGACGCCCCUCAUACUCCAACCCUCGGAAAACGGGAGCUUGUCGAACGUCAGUUACCUGACGGACGGGACGGGCAGCGAGACUGUGACCUCAGAGGAGUCCGAGCUCAUUAUGACCGAAAGUUCCUCAGAAGCCCUGACCAAUCAGAGCCGCAGCGAGGACGAGGGAUCCACCCACUCCAGAGACCCUUCCAGGAGGCGGAGUCUGGCUGGGAAGAUCCAGCAGCUGCUAACGCCCUCCAGAAAGCCUUCCAGGUCCUCCAUCUUCAAGAGGAGCGGACAGUUGGGAGAGGCCCCAUCACCGUUGGCAUUGGCAGAGCAUCGUCAUAGUUGGAGGAGCCAAAAGGAGAGUACCAGAAGACCCGAGUCCAUCGCUUCUGAGGUGAGGUCCUGUGUGUGA